AGCUCACCCAACUACCUUAGGACACUGCAGAGAGCAGGAGGGAGGCAGGGAGAGGGAGAGGAAAAGAGUGAGCAUGAGAGAGUGAAAGAGAGAGUGAAAGAGAGAGAGAGAGAGUGAAAGAGAGAGAGAGAGAGAGAGAGAGAGAGAGAGAGAGAGAGAGAGAUCCAAGCCGGCGCACGCUCUCUCUUUUGCUGCUACAACGGAUCCUUUCCACAUCGACGCUACUGUUAACGUCACGCCUGUAAGCCGCGCGCUCACCCAGCGCUCGCCUUCCCUGUCUUGCUCCUCUCCCUAGUCGGACGCUGCAUUAGCGAGGGGGUGCUGAUCACCGCGAGGAGAGGAGGGGGAGAAAAAAGAACUGGAAAACAAGAAGAAAAAAGAAACAAGCCGGAGAGAGGAAGGAGAAACUGCGCACCACCCCUCCUCCCUCUAACCCACCUCGAUCAACCCAGCUACAACACCCCCACUCCUCCCAGCACCCCCUUCCAUCCCCCACCCCCACUCCCCCUCUGAAGAAAUUGACGGAUUAUUGGGAAGUGCAAGGGAGGCAGGCUGCAGCUGCUGCUGUGUGUGCUCACUACUGCUGCUGUGUGCUUCGCGGGGAUGGUGUGUGUGCGUUUGCAAUCGCUGCUGCUGCUGUCGCCACCACGGCUGCCGAGGCUGGAGCGUGUGGCUAGUUAAGAAGGGGAAGAAGCUAAUGAAGGCAUUGCGUGUCGCCUAGUCUUUUCAACCCCCGCCGAGCACUCCUGGAGGAAGAAGAGAAAAAAAAAAAAGAAAAAAGAAAGAAAAAUCAAGUGGACACGACGCCACAUUGAGAGGGGGAGCAAGGGGAAGAGAGCGAGAAAGGGCUGUCAGACUGACCAACCGACCAACUGAUUGACCACUAAAAAGUGAACAGAGGAAUACAGAGAGGAGGGGGUCUUUUUUUUUUUUUAUCCCCCGGCUUGUGAACCUCCCCUACUAACCAUCGCAAACAAAAGGCAAAAGAACAUUGGAGAGGACUGUGGAAUUUUCAUUCAACCUUCUUCAAUCCCACUCCCACCUACCUCCCUCUUUUCGUCCUUUCUGCCUUGGCUUUUUGUUGCGCAAAAAAAUUGUGCGUGUGUUUGUGUGGUCGCCUGUGCUAUGGAGACCUGGGUAAGGUGUCUAGCAGGGGGAUCAACUGUCGGAUUCCAAGGACAAGCAAGAGAAGAGGAGCCGACAGCGAGAAGCGAGCAAGGGAGCACUGCUGCUUUGGGAGCCUGACUGGAUUCCUAUCUGCAAUCUUUUUUUUUUCUUUUUUGUUUUUUUCUAAUCAACAAGGAAAGGGAGGGAAAAAAACACUCACAAAAGGGCCUUUCGAACCUUUCUCUUUGGAUGUGUGGAUUUACAAAAGGGCUCAUCUUGGUUAAGCUCUUUGGCAUUGAUACCUGUUUUGACAGAGCAAAUAUAAAAAGGCUUUCUUUGCUGCUCUUGGGAUAUACAUACAUCUGAUGUGAAUACCACAGCUCUUUCUAUUGCAAACAGGAGGGAAACUAUAUAUCUCAGUUCAAGGGACCUGUAAUAAUAACUUGAGGUAGGUGUCUAGUGUUUCAACCCCUCUUUGCAUCAAUUUGUAACCCUCCCUUCUGUCUUGUAAUACGGUUUUUGGUUGCUUAAUUUAUCAUCAUGUCCUUCUCAUACACACGUUUCAGAAAAGCCAGCCCUCUCUACCCUCCCUUCUGCUUCUGCCCCUGAACACAGUUCAUGGGAAUAAAAGCAUUGGUUAAUUGAGGAUAGGUCAAGCCCUCUUGCCCCCUUAGCAAACACCCAAAACCCACGUUCUCCCCUUGUCCUCUUCAGUUCCCUUGACUUAUUUGCUCUGGUCCCCUUAACACUACUACCAGCCAACCAGCUACUUCCCCUGAUCCCCAAAGCCCCCAAACACCACCCCCAAACACCCCCAUCCUCCCCCCCAGAUGAUGCUGAAUUAUGAACGUGCCACAUCAUGAGUCUCCUGGGGCGGGUAGCUGUGCAUCGUGCCAGGAAAGCCGCCCUGCUCUGUGUAGUCUUCCUGAUGGCGCGAGCGUGGAGCAGCGCCUCCCUGGCCUUGGCGGGGGCGGCGGUGUCUCAGGGACCCCAGGGCUGUCCACCGCAGUGUUCCUGCAGUAAUCAGCAGGGGAAGGUGGUGUGCACCCGACGUGGCCUCACCCGCGUGCCCCCUGGCAUUCCUGCCAACACGCGACACCUCAAUCUAAUGGAAAACGCCAUCGAGGCGGUGCAGGCUGACUCCUUCCGCCACCUGCACCACCUUGAGGUGCUCCAGCUUGGGCGCAAUGCCAUACGGCAGAUUGAGGUGGGCGCGUUUAAUGGACUCACCAGCCUCAACACACUGGAGCUGUUUGACAACCGGUUGACAGUGGUGCCCAGUGGGGCCUUUGAGUACCUGUCUAAACUAAGAGAACUGUGGCUGAGGAACAACCCCAUCGAAAGUAUCCCUUCCUACGCCUUCAACCGGGUGCCCUCCCUCAUGCGACUGGACCUGGGGGAGUUACGGAAACUGGAGUACAUCUCAGAAGGAGCUUUUGAGGGCCUACAAAACCUCAAGUACCUCAACCUGGGCAUGUGCAACAUAAGGGGUGAUUUGCCAAACCUGAGUCCCCUCAAGGGCCUGGAGGAGCUGGAGAUCUCUGAAAAUCACUUCCCAGAGAUAAAGCCAGGCUCCUUCAAAGGCAUGCGCUCGCUGAAAAAGCUAUGGGUGAUGAACUCACAAAUCACGGUGAUAGAGCGCAAUGCUUUCGACGACCUAUCUUCAUUGGUGGAGCUUAACCUGGCCCAUAAUAAUCUGAGCGCUGUGCCACAUGAUCUGUUCUCCCCGCUCAGGUACCUGGUGGAACUCCAUCUCCACCAUAACCCUUGGAACUGUGGCUGUGAGGCUGUAUGGUUAGCACGCUGGCUAAGGGAGUACAUCCCUACAAACUCUACUUGCUGUGGGCGCUGUCACUCACCUGCCAGCAUGAGGGGCCGGCAGCUGGUGGAGGUGGACCGAGGUGAGGGCGCUGCAGUCCAGUGUUCUGCACCAUUCAUUGCUGAUGCACCAAGGGACUUGAACAUCUCAGCAGGUCGAGUAGCUGACCUUCGUUGCCGCACAGCCCUAAUGUCUUCAGUGCGCUGGCUCCUACCCAAUGGGACUAUCCUGACACAUGCCUCUAAUCACCCGAGAAUAUCAGUCCUCAAUGACGGUACCCUUAAUUUCUCAAAUGUACUGGCAGUAGACACAGGCACUUAUACCUGCAUGGUGUCCAAUGCAGCUGGGAACUCAAAUGCCUCGGCCUACCUCAAUGUGAGUGCAGCUGAGCUUAAUACAUCCAACCUGAGUUACUUCACCACAGUGACUGUGGAGGUUUUGGGGCCGACCACUGAGAUGCCCAAACCUAAAACAACCACGACCACAGCUGCUGCUGCAGGGGCUGGAGUAGCUGGAGGCGGAGGAGUAGGGCUGGGGACAACAACUACAACUGCCUCUCCUUCAGUCUUUCAGCCAGUCUUCAUCUCCACGCCAACUGUGCUGCUGCAAAGCACCGACAGCCCAUCGGGUGCAGCAAAGACAUCAGUGGUGCCAGGACUCCAAGGUGCCACUGGCAAGCCAGGCAAGUCUGGCCCUAGCUUGGAUGAAGUGAUGAAGACCACUAAGAUCAUCAUAGGCUGCUUUGUAGCGGUGACACUGCUGGCUGCUGUCAUGCUCAUCGCCUUCUACAAACUGAGAAAGCGCCACCAGCAAAGGAGCACAGUGGCAGCUGCACGCACUGUGGAGAUUAUCCAGGUGGAUGAGGAGGACCUUCCUCCACCAGCAUCUGCAGCUCAAGAGACGGCUCUCACGUUGCCUGAAAUCCGGGACCAUAACAGUAUACACAAACUGGACUUUAUCAGCCACAAUACUGACUAUAGCUUUCACAAACCCAAGGCCGAGUACAAACCCCAGCCUGAUUUCACCCUUCACAAGCCGAAGGCUGAGUAUACCACAUACAAGCCAAAUAUGGACUUCAGUAGCCACAAAUUCAUCCCAGAUUACAGUACUCACAAGUCUACACCAGAUUUUAGCCUUCAUAGACCAAAGCCUGACUACAGCCCAUUUAGACAGGACUACAGUACUCACAAACCUAAAGCAGAAUACAGCCCAUUCAAACCAGACUUUGGCACUCACCCAAAAACUAAAUCAGACUACAGCCCGUUCAAACCAGAUUACGGCACUCAUCCUAGGCAGAAAACUGACCUCAGCCCAUUCAAACGAGAUUACAGCACCCAACCAAAAUCUAAACACGACUACAGCCCAUUAAGAUCAGACUACAACACACAGCAUAAACCCAAGGCUGAAUACAGUCCAUUCAAGCCAGACUUUGGCACUCACCCACGACCUAAACCUGAUUACAGCCCGUAUAAGCCUGACUACAGCACUCAGCCUAAACCCAAAACGGACUACAAUGCCCAGAGAUCUAAAACUGACAGUACCUACAAACCCAAGGACCCUUACUCGUCCCAUAAGACUGGAACUGAUUACAGCGCCUUCAAGACUGACUUCAGCCCCCACAAAGCGGAUUACAGCGCCUUCAAGUCUGACUUCAGUCCACACACUCAGAGACCUAAACUUGAUUACAGUCCACACAAAGUGGACUACAGCCCCCACAAAGUGGACUACAGCACUCUAAAGCCCAAAUAUAACACCUACAAACCAACUGGCCAUGGGGCUAAAUGGACAGAGAACAAUGUUGGGAACUCUUUGCCUCGAACCUUGCCCAGCACCAUCACAGCAAUGGCUGAGCCCUUUGUCAUAAAAACUCACACCAAGGAGAAGGUGCAGGAGACUCAGAUUUAAGAAGCCCCCCCUCCAAAAGGCUCCCACUCCUUUCCCUAGUUUCCUAGCUCCCACCCACCCCUGCCCCUCGCCCCCACCUUCAUCAUUUCCUCAUAAAAUCAUGCAAUAGAAUGCACAACGAAAAAAGGACAGGAACUACUUUUUUGUACAGAGUGCAAACUUAAAAAGACUGAUGAUUUCUUGUUGUACAUGCUUAUAAAUAAAUAUAUAUAUGGACAAAUUGAAACUACCAUGGGCUGGUGAUAGAGAAACAUAUAUUAAAAAGAAAUUGAAACUAUUUUCUAACUUGUAACUUCUAUUUAAAACAAUGAGUUGUUUAAGAUGCUGUCUUGACUUUGACAAAUGAGGGUAGUCUUGUUUUAAAAAAGGGGGCAUUCUGUGUGAUUUUUACACCAUGCUACAGAGAAUGCAGUGAUAAGAAAAAAAAAUAUUUAUACUGAGAAGACUUUCUUUAACAAAAACCGAAAAAAGGUCAGUGUCGAUCUUUACAGGUUUAUCUUGUAAAAGCACCAAGAAUUUGUACUGUGCCAAAUGUUAUAAAUGCAAUAAAAAGGAUUUUUGGAAGAAAAAAA
Molecule: messenger RNA, 5403 nt
Organism: Epinephelus lanceolatus (giant grouper)
Lineage: Eukaryota; Metazoa; Chordata; Actinopteri; Perciformes; Serranidae
Gene: lrrc4.1
Product: leucine rich repeat containing 4.1
Biological process (GO): synaptic membrane adhesion; modulation of chemical synaptic transmission; excitatory synapse assembly
Cellular component (GO): plasma membrane; glutamatergic synapse; postsynaptic density membrane
Molecular function (GO): protein binding
Source: RefSeq, a predicted model, not a curated record